This is a messenger RNA of Papaver somniferum (opium poppy), 1369 nucleotides long. RefSeq lists its product as uncharacterized. Bases 211 to 1263 code for a protein of 350 amino acids. Lineage: Eukaryota; Viridiplantae; Streptophyta; Magnoliopsida; Ranunculales; Papaveraceae. The record is from RefSeq and is a predicted model, not a curated record. The transcript is spliced from 6 exons.
UAUGGAAAUGACCAAGAGAGAUGAUGGAAAUUCUCGGAAAGAAAUGCUAAGACAAAACCAAAGAAACAGAAAACAAUGAAAAAUCUAUAGAAAGUUAGAAACCCCCUUCCCCAUGCGAUUUUGAUACCGAAGGCGGAAAUCAUUUUAAUUGGUGCCGUGUCUGUCUGUAAAAACUGUUUCGUUUCUUCAUAGGUUUCAAGUUACAGAGAGAUGGCUGGGUUACUUGCUUGGGCAGCAGAUGUAGUAGGAGGAAGUGGUCAGGGUAAUGAUGAAGACGAUAAUAAUGGUAAUCAAUUUCCUGAAGUUGUGUUUACUCCCGAUCAACAAAAAUAUGCUAGAGAAUUAGAACAAAAGGCUAUUGUACUCAAACGAUCGAUCCAAGAUCUACGUCUUAGAAUCCCUCCACCUAACAUUUCUCAAAGCCUUCCACAUCUUCAUGCCCAUUCCCUUGCUUCAAAUGCUGCUCUUGCCCUCCAAUUGAACGCCCAUUCCACUACCCGUGAACAGAUACAAUUCAGAGAAAUUACACUGCAAGAAGAAAAUGCUGCAUAUGAAAAGGCUAUAUUGAGCUGUGAAAAGAAAAUGCAGGAAAAGUUGCAGGAAGCAGAUCUAGUUCAGAUGAAGAUACAGGAAAUUGACACCAGUGUGGAGAAUUUGAAAAUGGAGCUGGAAAACCUGCAAGCUGCAUUAGAGGUGAACCAAUCCAGUACAUCAUCAGAUGGUUUGAAAAUAAGAGAUGAAGCUGAUGCAGAUGUAGAAGCCUUAAAAUCUGCUAUACUAGACAAGCUCGACGAUAAAAGAAAUGAGCUGAAUUCUGUGGAAGAUAUGGUUCAAGACUUGGAGAAGAAAUGGGCACAAGUGCAGCAUGACUCUUUGAGGCAGCCUUCACCAGCUCAGAGAGAGAAGGUAUUAGACAAACAACUUCACAGCCUUAUUGAGCAGCUGGCAGCUAAGCAAUCACAAGCCGAAAGCCUUGUUACUGAAAACCAUGUUAUGGAGCAAGAGCUCGAGAGAUUAAAUGUUCAGCGGAGGAGACACGAGAAUGGAAACGAUGAUUUAAAUACAGCAAGGAAUCGCUCAGUAAGAAGUUUCUCUGCAAGAGGUUCUUUCUCUUCUGCAGAUUACAUUAUAGACACACAGUUAAAACCGACCUACAUGGGAGCACGGACUGAAAGCCAACGGAGGGUUAUGUUACUUAGGUCAGCGUUUGUGCUUUACAUUUUAAUUCUCCAUAUCUUGGUUUUCAUCAAAAUUUCAUUCUGAUUUUUGAUUCAGUCUGAAACUUCACCAAAACCAAAUACUUGUGACAAUGCUCCAUAUAUUAUCAUACCUUUUUGUAAUAAAGUUUGGCAGCUUCCUCGAUGUACAG